GUUCAGAUGCGCAGUUGACUCUGUCCAAGGCUAGAAGAGCUCAAGACUGGAAAGACUGGCAGAAACGAACGAGAUUAAGGACAUCUGUGAAAGCCUUAAGAAUUACUGAGAUUAUCUGCAAACUACAAAAACCGCACGUGAAGGAGGUGUAAGGGCUUCCGAAAACAGAAUACGCUGUAGCCUAGGUUAUCAAUUGAAGGAAGACAAGACUAAAGGAACCAGAGUCACAGGAUCUACUUUGCGAGCGAGAGGAUCUCCACAGGCUGGGUUAUUUCUGAUUGUGUACAUACACACAUACAUAUGGCAGAGCCUCAACUUUUAGACGUGCGGAACCGAGAGAGCAGCGGCAGCAGCAACAGCAGUCAGAGUGGCGACCAUGUGGAGGUCAGCACAGAGACGAGAGCCCACGCUGCCCCGGAGACAGGCUCGCCCCCCAGCCCCCCGUCGCCCGAGGACACCCUGGACGCCCGCCGCAGUCACAGCACCUUCGCCCGAGCCCUGCGCGCAGGCCUGCUGAAGAAGAACCAGGACUACGUGCGCAUCAAGAUCUCCAGGAGCCGGAGCCGGAGCCGGAACGCCGGGGCCCAGUCCCGCGGGCGAGGCAUCCUGGCGCAGACGUCCGAGCCCCUGCCGCACGAGUGGUGGAAGACGGGCGUGGCGUUCGUGUACGCGUGCUCCUGUCUGGUGCUCACCACGGGCGUGAUCACCAUGGUGCACGAGCGCGUGCCCAGCCAGAUGCCUCCUUUGCCGGACAAAUUCUUCGAUCUGUUUCCCCGCAUGCCGGGAGCCUUCCACGUCACGGAGAUCAUUGGCAUGUUGCUGGUCGGCCUGUUCCUCAUGCACUUCCUCUUCCUCAAACAUAGGGCGAUCGUUAUCCGGCGGUUCUUCUUCCUGCAGGGGACUCUGUAUCUGUACCGGUGCGUCACCAUGUACCUCACCGUCCUCCCUCCACCUGGCGAUCACCUGAACUGCGCUCCCAAGCUGUAUGGCGAUGCCCAGGGCAAAGUGUACCGUAUGCUUAAGAUGAUGUCUGGAGGAGGCCUGUCCAUCACCGGCUCCCACAUCAUGUGUGGAGACUACCUGUACAGCGGCCACACCGUCAUGCUCACCCUCACCUUCCUCUUCAUCAGGGAAUAUUCCCCACGCUACCUGUGGUGGUAUCACCUGAUUUGCUGGUUGCUAAGUGCUGUCGGCUUGGUCUGCAUUCUGCUGGCACACGACCACUAUGGCAUUGACGUGGUGGUGGCCUACUUCAUCACCACCAGGAUAUUCUACUGGUACCACACAAUGGCCAACAACAAGGCCAUGCGAGGGUCGCCACACAACUACCUGAGCAACACGUGGUGGAACCCAAUCUUCAACUUCCUGGAACAGAACGUGCGCACCACGGUUCCCUGCACGUUUGCCUGGCCCAUCCCAAUCCCGUCUUCCUGGUUUGAGAAUCCUUGCCGGAGGUACUCUAUGGUACAGAGUACACAGGAGGAGUGAUUUAAUGUGAACACAGACACACACACAACACACAUAUACUUUUGCACCUUGUUGGCCACUAUUCUUUACAGACUUGAACUUUGCUUACGAAGACUAAGGAGACGUUAUGUUGAAGAUGCUGGACUAAAAAAAACAAUUGUUGGAAGAAGUCUGAUUCUGUCUGAGACUGAGCUUGUACACCCUGCCACAGAAAUACAGUCAUUAUUAGUGUUUUAGAUGUUGUGGACCAUGCUAGAGCACACCUUUUCAGCUACACACACAUUGUACCCACAUAGACUUUAAUAUGAAUACAUACACACACACAGGCUUGUAAGGCCACACACACACACACACACACACACACACAGAGUUGUGACUUCAGUUUGGUACUGCAAGGCACCUCAGCCUCAUGUAAAACUGUUACCAUAGUGAUGUGAGGAGUCACUCUCAGUCCACUGCAGGACAAAGCAGUGAUGACUUCACGGAAAAGGGGUGGAGCCUUUCACGCCGCUACACGUCAACCAAUAAUGACCUCAGAAUGCUGGCUAGGCCCGGUGUUUCACGUCCUUGUGUGCAAUGCACGUGCUUUGAAUUAUUUUACUGAAAAAGGAUGUUUUUUUACGUUUGUUGGCUAUUUUAUUUUGACUGAUGUUUUUGUAUGAGGUUCUAAUUAAGUUAAAAAUGUUAUAAUUGCUUCACGUAUGCCUUAAUAAUUAAAGUACUAUUUUUUAUAAAGUUA
Molecule: messenger RNA, 2206 nt
Organism: Sardina pilchardus (European sardine)
Lineage: Eukaryota; Metazoa; Chordata; Actinopteri; Clupeiformes; Clupeidae
Product: phosphatidylcholine:ceramide cholinephosphotransferase 2-like
Exons: 6
Coding region: 301-1488 (395 amino acids)
Biological process (GO): sphingomyelin biosynthetic process; ceramide biosynthetic process
Cellular component (GO): endoplasmic reticulum membrane; Golgi membrane; plasma membrane
Molecular function (GO): sphingomyelin synthase activity; ceramide cholinephosphotransferase activity
Source: RefSeq, a predicted model, not a curated record